CGUCCAUCACAAACACAGCAGCAGCCGCCAUUUCGCUGCUCGGAGCGGAAGAGGAAGCGUCCAACAUCCUCCGGUAACACCGAGCGUGUCAUGGAGGUCCCGGGACCGGACAGCGACUGGAGGAGCCCGCAGUUCCGACAGAAAGUGGUCGCUCAGAUUGAAGAGGCGAUGAGGAAGGCAGGAACUGCACACACCAAGUCGAGUAACGACAUGGAGAACCACGUCUACGUCAAAGCCAAGUCUAGAGAGGAGUAUUUGUCUCUGGUGGCGAGGCUCAUCAUUCACUUCAGAGACAUCCACAAGAAGACGCUGGGAGGUCCGGAUCCCAUGAAUGCCCUGACUAACCUGACAGGGGGCCAGGGCGCCAUUGGCAUGGGGCCUCGCCCCACCGGUGCUCCAGUGGGUGGCAUGGGGGCCAUGGGGCAGAUGCAGAUAGGCCAGCAUGCCAUGGCAGGGGUGGCUGGAAACCCACAAGCCAUAGGAGGUCCAGGCCAGAUGCCGAUGCAGCAGAUGGUGCAGGCGCAGCAGCAGCAACAGCAGCAGCAGCAGCAGUCCAUCCAGUUCCAGCAGUUCCAGCAGGCCCAGCAGGCCCAGCAGCAGCAGCAGCAACAGCAGCAGCAGCAGUUCCAGGAA
Molecule: messenger RNA, 633 nt
Organism: Larimichthys crocea (large yellow croaker)
Lineage: Eukaryota; Metazoa; Chordata; Actinopteri; Sciaenidae
Product: mediator of RNA polymerase II transcription subunit 15-like
Exons: 7
Biological process (GO): regulation of DNA-templated transcription
Molecular function (GO): transcription coregulator activity
Source: RefSeq, a predicted model, not a curated record